AUGGAGAGACGCUACUCAGAUCAUUACCGUCCGCGGUACGGCGACGCGGAGCAAGGAAGGCAAAAUGCCGAGAGAGACAACCGCUACGCAGCUGCCCUUGCCAACCUCCCGGCGCAAGCGCAAUACCAACCAGCGUCGCCUCUACCUCAGCAGUUCGCUCCAUACAGUCCAUUUCCUAACUACCCAGGAUACACCCAGGUAUUCGGUCAAGGUUAUGAACAAGGUGCCCGCGACACUGCGCGUUAUCAGUUUCCUCCGCCCCCUCAGCCGUCUCUACCGCUGCGCGACUACCCGGACUACGACCGAGCGCCAUACAAGCACGACACUCGCGACCCUUCUCGCCGCAUGAAAGACGAGCCAUACCGUGAUCGCCGCUCAAUGCCACCUCCUGGCUCUCGUCAUGGCACCUGGCUUCCUACCGACCCGGGUCACGAUCGACUCCACUUUCGCGGUCCGCGUCGCAUGAGCCACUAUGAAGAGAGAACGCGGGACAAUUUCUGCUCACCUCCGCGCUCUCACACGAUUGGUCGUCCGCUGCGUGACAGAACUCGAUCUCCACCUCGCGGUUUUCGAGCCGAUACGGAGGUUUCUUUCCUAGGAGCUGCUAGGCGCAACCAGAAGACAGUCGCAAGAUCUAAAGAGAAGAGUCAAGACGCUAUAGCGCGGGACAAGGCUCGCACCGCAAAGGAACACGCCAUGGCCAUGGGUAAACAGAAGCCGGCAAGAGAGCGCAAGUCGACUUUGUGGAGAGAAAUUGCUGAGCCUUGGGCCAAGGGUUUGAAUCUUUGCUAUUUGCACUUUCGCACGAAAGUUGGCUGUCGCGGAAGAAGCAAAGAAUGCCCUAAGAUCCACAGUAUCAGGUACCUCACGCCGGAGGAACAACAGCGCAUCCCCGAAGCCGAAAAGAAACUCAUGCUCGCGCAAGUCAAGGCCAGGAUUGAAGCCGAAAACAAGAAUGCCAAAAUCAAGAAGGAAAGGGAAGAGAUUGAAAAGACUUUUUCUCAAGCUGCCAACGGACAACACGACGGUGGCCGUGCAACUGAUGGAGAAUGCCUUCAGACCAUGGACGAGGCAAUGAACAACCCGAAAGAAGCCUGGAAGACAGUGGUUCAAACAUGUCUGACUUACGACAAGGCUUUCUUCCGAGAGUGCGCGGAGGAGCAUGCGGAAUAUGCGGCGCUUCAAGCGGCUCGUCAAGCUCAGUUAGAAGCCGAACUUGCGGCUUACGUCGCGCAACCCUACGUGCCGGAGCAACAGCCGCAGGUAUUGCUAUCUGUUUAUUACCUCUACGGCUAUUCGCCUUACCAACAACUUGUGCCGCAGCAGCAGCAGUAUGAGCAGCAGCAGCCGCUGCCGUACGAGCAUCACCGCGGCCACACUGGCCAGUACCAGCCCCAACAGCAGCAGCAGCAGCAGCCAUACGGCCAGCAUGGCGGUCAUGCUCAACGACAGCAUCCUUACGAACAACACCGCGGCAAUGUUCCAUAA
Aplosporella prunicola CBS 121167 is the source of this 1488-nucleotide messenger RNA. RefSeq lists its product as uncharacterized. The record is from RefSeq and is a predicted model, not a curated record. The coding region runs from base 1 to 1488 and encodes 495 amino acids. NCBI's taxonomy places the organism in Eukaryota, Fungi, Ascomycota, Dothideomycetes, Botryosphaeriales, Aplosporellaceae. The transcript is spliced from 7 exons.